Molecule: messenger RNA, 1068 nt
Organism: Plasmodium gallinaceum
Lineage: Eukaryota; Apicomplexa; Aconoidasida; Haemosporida; Plasmodiidae
Gene: COQ4
Product: ubiquinone biosynthesis protein COQ4, putative
Exons: 1
Coding region: 1-1068 (355 amino acids)
Biological process (GO): ubiquinone biosynthetic process
Cellular component (GO): mitochondrial inner membrane
Source: RefSeq, a predicted model, not a curated record
AUGUACAAUUUUGUAAAAAUAUUUCAAUCAAAUUUUAUAGGUAUAAACACAAUAAAUAAAUUGGAGAUUUUUUUAAAAAACAUAUUUAGAAUAUAUAGAACUCCUGGUAGGACUCAUCUCUUAGCUCAUGCAGCUGAUGUAUCAUCAAUAUAUGCAGUAAAGAAAAUUUAUAAUUAUAUGAAAAAUGAUGAUGAAGGAAAAUUAAUACUUAAAGAAAAGCCUUUAUUAAUAAGACAAGAAAUAUGUUUUAAUGAAUUAAAAAAUUUGCCUAAAAACACAUUAGGAUAUAAAUAUAUGGAAUUUUUGGAGACUUAUAAAAUACAUGCUCAUGAUAGAGAAGUUGCUCAUUUUUUUAAUGAUGCAAAUUAUUCAUAUAUAUUAACCAGAUACCGACAUAUACAUGAUAUAGCACACGUAGUUUAUAAUUUAAAUAUAUCAAUUGAAUCAGAAGCAGCACUAAAAUUAAUAGAAUUGAUACAAACAAAAUUACCUAUAACACUGCUAGCAAUUCUAGUUGCUCCUUUUAUGACCCCUUUAUAUCGUUUUCAAUAUAUUUUCAAAGAUAAAAUUCCUAAGAAAUUUUUAAGUACUGAUUUUGAUUUUACAUAUAAUGAUUUAUUCAAUUAUACGGAUGAAUUAUCCAUUAAGCAAUAUGAAUACAAUCUAACUGAUUAUUUUCAUGUUGAUAAAAGAGAAGAUCCUUCUUUCUACUAUAAAUUAUAUAAAUAUUAUUUUGAUAAUCUAAAUAAUUCAAACCAUGUAAGAGGGUCUAUAAUAUAUGGAUUUAAAAAUAAAAGUAAUAACGACAUUUUUUAUGAUAAAUUAAACAGUGAAUAUGUAUAUAUAAAAAAUUUUGAAAAAAAAUAUCUUCUUUUUCAAUAUAAGCCAAGAAAAACAUUAUUAAAACAACUAUAUCCAUGGGCAUACAAAGCAGGAGCAUCAAUAACAAAACCUUUACAUUCAAUUUAUAUUGAAAAAUGGUUAGAUAAGGAUAUUGAUCUAUUUAGAAAGCAUUAUAACAUAAUACCACUUCCAUCACACUUAAAUUUAAUGGCAGGAAUUAAUUAA